ACAGUGAUUCUGCUCUUUUUGGAUAGCAUCCUGUGUGCAUCAUUUAUUUUGACCCAUCAAUAUUUCACAGUGAGUCAGGAAGUGUUCACCACGACCAGCGAGCUACUGGUUGCAUUCGCUGGCUCGAAGCAGAGGGAGGAGGAAAAUACCGUGCUAUAUCUGUCCUGGGACACUCUCCAAGACAGGCUGCAGCUCCCACCAACAUGGUGGCGCAAGGCGACAGAGGAAACAGAGAACACUGAGACUGUUGUCGGGGGCCUCGGCAAGACCAGAAAAACGCAGCAGGGGCAGAUCAGGCUGAACCUGAAAACCUCUGGCACUGAUCGGAAACAGACAUCAGACCAUAACAAGAUCAGCUCCUGAGGAUGGGUAAACAACUAGAGAGGACCUGGAGGGAAUGAACCUUGAGCGUGGAAAACUGAAGAUAUCGGAAAUCGGCCUAGACAAAGGACAUCAGUCAUGCCAGGCCCAGGAGGAGCAGACCUGAAGGGAGAAGAUUUGUCCACUGCCAUCCUGAAGCAGAAACACAGGCCCAACAGACUCGUCGUGGAUGAAGUUACCAAUGAAGACAGCAGCAUUGUCAGCCUCUCACAGGGUAAGAUGGAGGAGCUGCAGCUCUUCAGGGGGGACACAGUGGUGUUGAGGGGGCGGAAACAACGUCAGACGGUGUGUAUCGCCCUGACCGAUGACACCUGUGGAGAUAAACGGAUCCGGAUGAACCGCGUGACACGCAGCAACCUGCGGGUCCGGCUUGGUGAUGUCAUCAGUAUCCAUGCCUGCCCUGACAUCAAGUACGGAAAAAAGAUCCACAUCCUCCCUAUAGAUGACACCAUCGAGGGUCUGACUGGGAGCCUCUAUGAUGUUUUCCUCAAACCGUACUUUCUGGAGGCGUACCGGCCCGUACACAAAGGUGACGUCUUCCUGGUGAGGGGGAGCAUGCGGGCGGUGGAGUUCAAGGUGGUGGAGACGGACCCCAGCCCUCACUGCAUCGUUGCCCCGGACACUGUCAUAUAUUGUGAGGGAGAACCAAUCAAAAGAGAGGACGAGGAGGAAAGCCUGAACGACAUUGGCUACGACGACAUUGGAGGCUGUCGGAAGCAGCUGGCCCAGAUCAAAGAGAUGGUGGAACUUCCUCUCAGGCACCCGGGUCUUUUCAAGGCCAUAGGAGUGAAGCCGCCCAGAGGCAUCCUGCUGUACGGCCCUGCAGGAACAGGGAAGACCCUGGUGGCCCGAGCUGUAGCCAACGAAACUGGCGCCUUCUUCUUCCUGAUCAAUGGUCCUGAGAUCAUGAGUAAGCUGGCGGGAGAGUCUGAGAGCAACCUGAGGAAGGCGUUUGAGGAGGCAGAGAAAAACGCUCCAGCUAUCAUCUUUAUUGAUGAGCUGGAUGCGAUCGCUCCCAAGAGAGAGAAGACCCACGGUGAGGUGGAGAGGCGUAUAGUGUCCCAGCUCCUGACCCUGAUGGAUGGCCUAAAGCAAAGGGCACAUGUGGUUGUCAUGGCAGCAACAAACCGGCCAAACAGCAUAGACCCUGCUCUGAGACGCUUUGGCAGGUUCGACCGGGAAAUUGACAUAGGAAUCCCAGACACAACCGGCAGACUGGAGAUCCUGCAGAUCCACACCAAAAACAUGAAACUGUCUGACGACGUAGACCUGGAGAGGAUCGGCUCAGGGGCCCACGGACACGUAGGCGCCGACCUGGCCGCUCUGUGCUCAGAGGCUGCUCUGCAAGCCAUCCGGAAGAAGAUGACUGUCAUAGACCUGGAGGAUGAAUCCAUUGAUGCGGAGCUGCUCAACUCACUUGCUGUCACCAUGGAUGACUUCCAAUGGGCACUGAGUCAGAGCAACCCAUCCGCCCUGAGGGAGACUGUUGCAGAGGUGCCUCAGGUCAACUGGGAAGACAUAGGAGGACUGGACAAGGUCAAGAGGGAGCUACAAGAGCUCGUUCAGUACCCUGUCGAGUAUCCGGACAAGUUCCUGAAGUUUGGGAUGACGCCGUCUCGAGGCGUGUUGUUCUACGGUCCCCCGGGCUGUGGGAAAACCCUUCUGGCUAAGGCCAUUGCCAACGAGUGCCAGGCAAACUUUAUCUCCAUUAAAGGACCCGAGAUGCUCACCAUGUGGUUCGGAGAAUCCGAGGCCAACGUCAGAGACGUUUUUGAUAAGGCCAGACAAGCAGCCCCCUGCAUCUUGUUUUUCGAUGAAUUAGACUCCAUUGCCAAAUCCAGAGGAGGCGGUGCCGGGGACGCAGGUGGUGCGGCCGACAGGGUCAUCAAUCAAAUACUCACAGAGAUGGACGGAAUGUCCGACAAAAAGAACGUUUUCAUCAUCGGUGCCACCAACAGACCUGACAUCAUAGACUCGGCCAUCCUGCGGCCAGGGCGUUUGGACCAGCUCAUCUACAUCCCUCUCCCAGACAAACCAUCUCGCACCGCAGUCCUAAACGCCAACCUACGCAAAUCUCCUAUUGCACGAGACGUGGAUCUGGAAUACCUGUCUGGCAUCACAGAGGGUUUCUCUGGCGCUGACCUGACAGAGAUCUGCCAGCGGGCCUGUAAGCUGGCCAUCCGAGAGGCCAUCGAAGCCGAGAUCAAGGCCGAGCGUCAGAAGCAGAACAGACCAGGCAUCCCCAUGGAUGAGGACUUCGAUCCAGUCCCUGAGAUCAGAAAGGACCACUUUGAAGAGGCGAUGCGAUUUGCCCGUCGCUCUGUCAGUGACAAUGACAUCCGCAAAUAUGAGAUGUUUGCUCAAACUCUGCAACAGAGCAGAGGUUUAGGGAACUUCAGGUUCCCUUCUGCUACUGGAUCCCAGUCUGGAGAUCAGGGGUCAGGCUCUGGCUCAGGGAGGCCAAACCAACACAGAGAAGGAGGAGACGAGGAUCUCUAUCAGUAAUAAAAACUCAUCAUAGUGCUGUCUGACAUUUUCCUCUUUCACUACUGUGCCGGGGUAUCCUGAAGGGAGGGAAACAUGAAUAGAGGUUAACAGAAUGAAUCACUGAAAACACCUUUUCAAACAGCGGUAAUAAGAUGACUGAAACAAGAAAUCAGAGGGAGAAAGUCUGACAUUACAGUGAAUAAGGUUAUAAUGUUAAGUUUCAAUGUAAAAAAACAAUACACUGGUAAGACUUGGGCAACAAGAAAAAACAAGAAUUUCGGUCAAUCAUAAUAACAUCAAAGCCUUCGGUUACCGCAAACUGUAAUUUGUUUUCACAAUGAAAAUGAAAUAUGUAAGUUGUGUGUAUGUGUGAGUUUAAACUGUGAUGAAUAAAUUUAUUUAUCUACCUUUA
This is a messenger RNA of Scophthalmus maximus (turbot), 3280 nucleotides long. RefSeq names its product Transitional endoplasmic reticulum ATPase. The transcript has 19 exons. The record is from RefSeq and is a predicted model, not a curated record. Gene Ontology annotation, biological process: retrograde protein transport, ER to cytosol; mitotic spindle disassembly; autophagosome maturation. Gene Ontology annotation, molecular function: polyubiquitin modification-dependent protein binding; ATP hydrolysis activity; ATP binding. NCBI's taxonomy places the organism in Eukaryota, Metazoa, Chordata, Actinopteri, Pleuronectiformes, Scophthalmidae. Gene Ontology annotation, cellular component: VCP-NPL4-UFD1 AAA ATPase complex; nucleus; cytosol. Bases 460 to 2886 code for a protein of 808 amino acids.